AUGGCUUUGUUUCACGAUAAGCUAGGCCAUUGGAAUAGCAAGAGACAGAUCUUGCAACAGAUACUCGAGAUCGAUGAGACCGAUGAGAUGGAUGUUCCUCUUAUCAUAAACCUUGCGCAAACGUAUAGGCAGCUAGGUCGUUAUGCUGUAGCAGAAACCCUGCAAGAUGAGGCAAUAGCGGAACUGUUAGAGCAAGAGAAGGAAGACGGCUUGGAUCUGUACGACUGCAUGGCUGACUUGGCGAUGACUUACAAGGAACAAGGACGAUUCGAAGAGGCCGUGGACUUACUGUCUAGAGCCAUACCUGGAUUUAAGAGGCUACUGGGGUCAGAAAACCCGAGUACUCUGUCGAAAGUGUCCAACCUGGGAACCAUUUAUCAAGCCCAAUACCGGUGGGAAGAAGCAGCCGCUCUUUUCAUCGAAGUCAAAGAUACCUGCCACUCUAUCCUCGGAGAACGCCAUCCUUUUUCGCUCACGAGUACUAAUAACCUCGCCAAUGUAUACAGUGCGCAGGGCCGUUGGGAGGAAGCUGAGAUUAUGCUUGACAAAACCCUCAGCAUCGCAGCAGACGCUCUGGGACCACAAAAUCCCAUCACAAUCAGAACUCAACGUGCCCUCGCCAAUUUGUAUUCAAAGAAGGGUCAGUUUACACGUGCUGCAAAGGCGUUCGAAAACACGCUAAGCGGUUCAGAAGAGGAGUUUGGUGAUGAUUACCCAGAGACCAUUGAGGCUCGCAAAUAUCUAGGAGAUAUGUAUCACCAAUUGGGCUUAUACGAAAAGGCAGAGACACUACAUUCCAAUGCCUUGAAAACGCUUGAGUUAGUAAGAGGGAUAGAUCAUCCCUCUACGAUAAGUGCAGCCAACUCUCUGGCUUUGACCUAUAAAGAACAAGGUAGAUUGAGAGAUGCCGAGCAGAUUCAGCAAAAGACCAUUCAACGGUGCGAUAGUACUUUUGGCCCUCUGCACUACAUGACUCUACAUGUCCAGCUCGACCUCGCAGCGAUUUUCAUGGACCAGGAACGUUUCGAAGAGGCCGAAAAAUUGAUUGAACGUAUCGUACUGCACGAAGCGCAACUGCACGACCGAGAUCAAAGUCUUCGAGUAGAUGCACUCGCUAAACUUGUUACUAUUUAUCGAUGCCAACAUAAAUUUGAAGAAGCUGAAAAGCUGGGAAUUGAGGUCAUCAAAACCAGAGCGGCUUUCCAAGGUGACGAGCAUCCGUUGGUCCUUGAAAGUAAGAACAACCUUGGCAGCGUCCUUAUGGAGAUGGGAAAGUUGAGCAAUGCCACCAACCUCUUCACUAAUGUGAUAAAUGCAAAGGAAGCGCAAGGUAUCCGAGAUCCAGUAUAUUUGACGAGCAAAUAUUGUCUCGUCGCCACAUAUGCAGCAGCAGAAAAGUGGGUUGAUGCUGUGGAAUUAGGAAUUGAGGUUCUCGAAAUGGCAGAAAGAGCAUUAGGAACAGGCCAUCCGGCAUGGAUCAGAGCCGCAGACCAUGUCCUCUUUGCGUAUGGUAAUCUGAAAGACGUAUCAGGCUUUGAAAAACUUAAAGGACAAGUUGUCGAAGCAAAGAAGGCAACAUGGAAGGAGAUCAGCCUUGACCAGAUUCAUGUGUUCGACACCAUCUCAUCGGUCCUAGCUGAGCAAGAGAGAUGGUCAGAUGCGCAAGAGAUUGAAGAGCAAAAACUGGACAUGUUGCGCGAGUUGCAAGGCGAAGACCACUCCAAUACCAUAGCAUGCAUUACUCUGCUGGCAUGGAUCUGCGAAGAGAAUGGCCAAUGGACGAAGGCGGAAAAACUCAAGCUUGAAGUCAUCGACAAGAACAGAUCUAUACUAGGACCUGAUCAUGAAGACACUGUGCAAUAUAUGGAAGAUACAGUAACUUUCUAUACGAGACUUGGAGACCUCGAGAAGGCUGAAAAACUUACUCUUGAAGUCAUGGAGAUCCGACAGCGAGCUUUGGGAAAUAUUCAUCCUGAAACUAUACGCACAAUGGAUUUUCUAGCAAAUGUUAUGACCGCCCGUGGCAAGCAUACCGAGGCACAGGGUAUGAAAGAGGCGUGUCACUUGUUGAAACUAGAAAGUCCCUCAUAG
Bipolaris zeicola 26-R-13 is the source of this 2091-nucleotide messenger RNA. RefSeq lists its product as uncharacterized. Gene Ontology annotation, cellular component: kinesin complex. Gene Ontology annotation, molecular function: protein binding. The transcript has a single exon. NCBI's taxonomy places the organism in Eukaryota, Fungi, Ascomycota, Dothideomycetes, Pleosporales, Pleosporaceae. Bases 1 to 2091 code for a protein of 696 amino acids. The record is from RefSeq and is a predicted model, not a curated record.